Dermatophagoides pteronyssinus (European house dust mite) is the source of this 5968-nucleotide messenger RNA. RefSeq names its product vitellogenin-5-like. The record is from RefSeq and is a predicted model, not a curated record. Gene Ontology annotation, biological process: lipid transport. Lineage: Eukaryota; Metazoa; Arthropoda; Arachnida; Sarcoptiformes; Pyroglyphidae. Gene Ontology annotation, molecular function: lipid carrier activity.
UUAGUUUCGAUAAAAUCGACCAACAUUUCAAGUUUAGUUAACAAUUAUCUAAGUCGAUUUUGAUUCUACAAUUCAUCACAAUAACAACAAUGAAGACCUUGUUGGGUCUCCUGUUUACUUCGGCCCUAUUGAUAUCGGCAGUAUGGAGUUCCAUUUCGCCGAUCCGAUUGACACCCGGACAAAGUUAUAUUUAUUCCUAUAAUGGUCGUUUGAUCUCCGGUAUUGCACAAUUCGAUUCAGAUGCAGCCCUAAUGGAAAUCAAAUCCGAUAUUGUUCUUCAAGCUGAACAACAAGGUUCCCAUAUUGCUAUGCAGAUGACGAACAUUCGUAUCGGUAAACACAAUGGUCCAGUAUCGGAAAAUCUUUUCGGCAAUGUUGUCGUUGAUCAUCAACCACAAAAAGAAUAUGAAGAACAACUUUCGAAACCAAUCCGAUUCUAUUGGGAUAAUGGUCAGAUUAAAGCCUUUGAAGCUGAUGGCAAUGAACAGGAAUGGUCAAUUAAUAUUAAGAAAUCCAUUCUUAGUUUGUUCAAUGUUAACUUGGCUCCAAAACGUGUUGUGACUGGCCAACAAUCAGUACAAAAGAUUAACAAUAUUUUCGGAAAUCAACAACAACAACAAUCUCGAACAAGCGAUGGAAAAUUGGUUGUCUAUCCAGUCUAUGAAGACGGUACAAAUGGAGUUUGUGAAACCGUAUAUCAAGUCAUUUCGGCUAAAGAUAAAUGGGCCACAGCUAAUACCGAACGAAAUGAAGAAUCGACUGAAGUAUUCAAUGUAACUAAAACACGAAACUAUGAUAAUUGUUUGACACGACCAAGUUUAGAAAGUACAAACACUGAUUAUCGUGGUGCACCAGUCAUUUGUCACGAAGGAAAAUCUUAUCCAUUGAUCGAUGGCUACUAUCCAUCAUUGAGUGAAGAACAUCAACUUGGUGGUUGUCAGCAACAACAUCAAGAUCCAACUAGCCAAGAUGGUUCAGCUGUUAGUCUUUAUAAUUUUGUUAAAUAUAACAUUUCAUCAACAAAACGAACAACACAAAUCGAUUCAGCAUAUGGUCAAGGCAAAACCGUUUAUGAAACCAAAGGUAAACAAUUGGUAAUCAUUUCGGAACAGAAUGUUACCUUGAUGGAUGUCAUUCCAACUGCUAAACUCGGUGCCAUCCGACAGAUCCGAAGCAUUUUGUUGCAUCAAGAAUUGUCAUACCGAAUCCCCGAAACUGAAACUCAAUUGGACAUCCCAUACUAUCAUUUGUUUGGACAAAUUGAUAAACAAGAAUUGAAGGAACUUAUUCCCAGUUUAUUGGCCUCAGUAUCCUCUGAUAUCGAAACCACAUUGAAUGAACCAUCGAAAAACACAAUGCAAAAAGUUGUUCAACUGGCUAACGCAAUGGCCGUUUUGGAUACUGAACAUUUUGAAGAAUUAUUCGAAAGAGUAGCAAAACAAGGCAGAUCACACCGUGCUACUGCACACGAACAAAUGAACCGAAAAUUAUUUUUGGAUUUACUCUGCUACGCUGGUACUACCGACGCUGCUUUGUUCAUCAAAAAAUUAUACGAACAAGAUCGCAUUACAACCUCUGAAGCCAAAGAAAUGAUUGAAUCUGUUCCACAAAAUUUAUUCUUAGUCGAUGCUAAAGUUGUUGAAGAAUAUUUAAACAUGUUCCUUAGCGAAAAAGUUCAGAAACAACGUCAUUUAGCCUCGUCAACUGGUAUUGCCUUAGGUAAAAUGAUCAACCAAGCUACCGUCAAAAGACAACAGAUGAGAGGUGACAUCCACGAUGAACAAUCGAUUCGACGUCAACAACAUGCACAAGCUGAAUUGAAACGAAACACAAUUCGUGUCCGUCGAUCGGCCCCAUGGCAUCAACAUUUCCGUCAUGAUUUGUUGGAACAAAAUGAAGUUUCACAAGUGAUGCAAGUAUUAGCCAAAGCUUUGAAAACAUGUACAACUUUCCAUCAAAAAGUUACUUUGAUUGAAACUUUGGCCCAUACCGGAACUGCCGAAGCAUUGGCAAUUCUAGCUCCAUACGUUCAAGAUAAUGUUUCAAACGAAGACAUGCCCGGAUAUCCAGUUGAAAACGAAAAUGAAAUCAGUCAAGAACGUAACUUUGUCCGUCAAGUUUGCAUUUAUGCUUUGACACAUAUAGCUUCGGCUAAUACUCCACAAGUACGAGCAUUGAUGUUGCCAAUAUUCCAAAACAAAAAUGAACCAUAUGAAGUUCGUAUUGCUGCCUUCACUGUAUUGCUUGGCUGUAAUCCGGGUAAAUAUGUGUUAGAACGAAUCAGUACCGAAAUGCAUCAUGAAAACAAUCGUCAAGUGAAAUCAUUUGUCAUCUCUUCAUUGAAAACAAUCGCCAACUUUACUGAACCAUCAACCAGACAAUUGGCUGAAGAUGCCCGAUUUGCUUUAGGAUUUGCACCAAAAGAUGAAUAUGGAAUUUACUAUUCGAAAAUGAUCGGCCAAAGUUAUUACGAUGAAAGCAAAAAAUACGGUAUGAACAUUUUGGCCGAAUGGGUUUCCAAUAAUGUUUCGAAAUUCCCACGAUCCGGUUAUCUUGCCGUUCGUGAAACCGAUGGACCAACACAAGAAAUCCCAAUCGAAUUGGGCUACAAUGUUAAAGGCUUGGACAGCAUCAUUGAACGUUUGACAUCAUCAAACGGACUUAUCAACGAUGUACUUCAAUCGUUCAACUCAUAUGGUAAAGAUCGUCGUUUAAUGAAACGAAAAGCCGGAUCUGCACAAGAAACAAUGCGAACAUUGAAAGAAAAAUUAGAUCUUACAGUGCGAACUGAAGAAGAACCAAAAGCAACAAUCUUUUUCAAAUUAUUUGAACAAACCAGCUAUUAUGCAUUCGAUCGUCAAUAUGUUCAACAAUUAUUGGAUUCAGCUGAAGAUUCCAUCAAAGACAUUAUUAGUCAAUUAUCGCAAGGUCAACAAUAUCAUUACAUCAAAUUGGUUUUACCUAAACAAAUGUACAAAGUUGUUUCAUCGGAAAUUGGUUUGCCAAUCGUUAUUACACAACGAUAUCCAACCGUUGUUUCAGUCAAAAUUAAUGGAGCUAAAGUUGAAUUUGUCAAACGACAACAAUCUGAACAAGAACAAGAUCGAUCAUCAUCGUCAUCAUCUGAUUCACGAUCUUCGUACCCACAAGGUGUCAAUUUCACCGCUCAAAUUGAACCCUCAAUCCAUCAUAGCAGCUAUUAUUUUAUCUUUGCUCUUACACCAAUAACCACUGAAGCUAUUGGUGCACAUAUUUCCAGAGAAUCACGUGUCGCUAUUCCAAUGGAUUUGAGUGUCAAUUAUUUGAGUUCAACUAGACAACUUAGCUGGUCAAUUACACCAAGAGUACCACAAGAAGUUUAUCAUCAUCAAACUCAAGUGAAAACUUUCAUCGCCAAAGCCAUAAUUGCCGGAUCACCCGAACGUGAAUGGUUAUCAGAAACAAGUUCGGUUAUCCGUACUCAACCGAUUCCAUUCAAAUAUGAAAAACAAUAUGGCAAACGAGAAUUGGGCAUUGGAUUUAAUGUCAAAGUUACAACUGAAAGUGCAAAACGUUUCAGUCAACCAUUAUUCAGAUCGGAAACAACUGAAAAAUACGGCUAUCUUGCCGGAUUAAUUGAAUUAUGGAAUAAUGAUGAAAUGACACCAUGUGCUGUUCAUUUGAUGUUGGAUGCUGAUGAGCAAAAUCCCGUGACUGGUAUGGAAAUGGCAAUCCGAUACAAAAAAUUACAUCUUGCUGAAAAUUUUGAUUCGGAAGAAACCGAUGAUGAAACUUCUGAUGAUGAUGAAUAUCAAGAAAACAUUAUUCGUAAUCGUCAACAACAGAUGUGGGAUCAAAAUGAAAAGAUAAGUAAAUGGUCAUCAUUGAAAGAUAUGAAACAAUCGAUCAAAAAUAUGGUACAAAAAUGGAACAAAGUUCAAUCCAAUUCCGAACGUUCAGUUUCGGAUAAAACUGAUAUCGAAGCUCAUUGUAUCGAAGUUAAAGCUCGAACACAAAGCGCUGAAGCCAGCAAAGUUGCCGUAAAAUUUUUAUUGGCUCAUACCUAUGAUUUGAAACACUAUUGGACCAAUGUACGUGCUCAUGUCAAAUCACUUGAAACCGAAUCGGAAACCAGAGAAUCACAAAAGAACCUUUGUUUCGAUUCACAUGUUGCAUUCCCAAAACAACCAAGUGAAUUCUAUUAUGAACCAAUUGCCAAUCAAGAAAUGAAAGCAUCAAUCAAAGCUCAAGUUGAUUUCGGACAUAAUUGUCAAACUGGUAGCCAUGUCAAAAUAUCUGGUCAUAUGGAAACUGGUGAAGAAAAAGUCAUCUUAGAACGUGAUCUCGAAAGUACACAAGAUACUCUUGCACCAGUACAAAAAGAUUGGUUCUAUCAACAAUGUCAAAUGGAUCGUGCUGAUGGCAAAACCGCAAGCUUUGCUUGUCAACGAGCUUUGGUUGAAGAUUCAUACUUCAAACAAUUGAAACUUGACAUUGAAUAUGAUGGUAUUUCCGAUGAAGUUUAUAAUUUGACCCACAAAUUGGCUACAGCAGCUAAAGUUGCCUUUUAUAGCCAUUUGGAUGAAAAUCGAAUGGCCGAAAAUGAAGAAGGUAAAAUGAAAGUUACCGUCCAAUAUUCAACAAGAUUCGCCAACGCUCCAAUGGUCAAUGUUGAAGUUAAAACACCAAAACAGAAUGUAUGCUUCAACAAAGUUAACACUCCAUAUUUCCGACCAAUUUCAGCUUUGUAUUCAACCGUACAAGUUUACAAAAACUUGUUGACCGCAUACGAAAGUACUGGUCGUUGUUCAAUGAUGGAAGAUUACAUUCGCACAUUCGAUAAUGUUAGCGUUGAAUUGCCCGAUUCAACUUGUCAAUAUUUAUUGGCAAAAGAUUGUUCAUCAUUCGAACGAUUCUCGAUUUUAGCUCGACAACUUGAUACUGAAGCAAAAACAAAAGAAGUCACCAUUUAUGUUGAUGGUAAAGAAAUCGUAUUGACACCACCAACCAGUGAAAAUUCGGCACAAAUUCGUGUUGACGGCCAAGUGAAAGAAAUGAAAGCCUCAGAUGCUUUAGUUAUGUCGGAUAAAAAAAUGGUAAUCUAUGUUCGUGAAACUAGUUCAUCAGCAUCAUCACCAAUGGUUGUAUUAGAACAUGAACAACAUGAUUUUGCCGUUUUGUAUGAUGGUAAAAAUGUCGAAGUUAAAGUUGGUCAACAAUACAAAGGUGAAACUUGUGGUAUCUGUGGUGACAACAAUCAUGAAUCUGAAAAUGAAUUUACCGGACCGGAUACUUGUCAAUAUAAGGAUAGUGAAGACUUUAUCAACAGCUAUGGUAUGGCUGGUCAACAUUGUCAACGAUCACCAAAAACUAAAGGUGCCAAAAUCUGUGCCAAAAAAGAAGCCACAAUCAACAAAUACGUAUCACCAAAAUAUCGAUCACUUGCUCAAAUGAUUGGUGAAUACAAAGCUCAACAGAGUACGAAUCGAAUGAAUCAAAUUGAACGACGAGCACAACAAGAAGAAAUGGCUCGUACCCAGCAAAGACUUUUGGAACAAGCUUUAGCACGUCAACAACAACAGCAGAAAAAUGCCGCAACUAAAAAAGAAAGUGAAUCGAUCGAAGAUGAAAUUCAACUUUAUCGUACAAUUUCCAUCCGUCAAGGUGAUCGUUACUGUUUUUCAAUGCAACCAGUUCUAGCCUGUAUUGAAGGUCGAUCUCGUCCAACUGAAAUGCGACCACAAUUAUUGCAAUUCCAUUGUCUUCCUAUACACUCAGUUUCAGCACAACGACUUGUGAAACAAUCACAAUAUCGAGUGUUGGAAAUUUUCGGUAAAAAACCAGCCGAAUUAGCUCUUACACUUCAAGUACCGGUUGCCUGUCAAAAAGCUUAAAUUAUUUUCUGUCUCGCACACACAUACACAAAAAAAAACUUCACCUCCCCAAUAUUUAAAUUUUAAAAUGUUCAAUAAAAAAUAUUUCAUUUAAA